Tachyglossus aculeatus (Australian echidna) is the source of this 618-nucleotide messenger RNA. RefSeq names its product keratin-associated protein 4-4-like. The transcript has 3 exons. Gene Ontology annotation, cellular component: keratin filament. Bases 1 to 618 code for a protein of 205 amino acids. The record is from RefSeq and is a predicted model, not a curated record. Lineage: Eukaryota; Metazoa; Chordata; Mammalia; Monotremata; Tachyglossidae.
AUGGUCAACUCCUGCUGUGGAUCCAUCUGCUCUGACCUGAGCUGCGGAAGAGGCUGCUGCCAAGAGACCUGCUGUCAGCCUGGCUGUUGCUUCUCAGACUGUUGCAGGGAGACCUGCUGUGAGCCCAGCUGCUGCAGCAGGCCUUGUUGCCCCCCAACGUGCUGCCAAACCACUUGCUGCAGAACCACCUGCUGCCGCCCAACGUGCUGUGCGACCAGCUGUUGUCGCCCAACCUGCUGCAGGCCCACUUGCUGCCGCCCAACAUGCUGCGUUUCCAGCUGCUGCAGGCCCUGCUGCCCCCAACCUUGCUGCGUAUCUACCUGCUGCAGACCCUGCUGCCCCCAACCAUGCUGUGUGUCUAGCUGUUGCAGGCCCUGCUGUCCCAGGCCCUGCUGUCCUAGGCCCUGCUGCCCCCGACCCUGCUGUGUGACUAGCUGCUGCCAACCCUGCUGUCGCCCAACAUGCUGCCAAACCACUUGCUGCCAGACAUCUUGCUGCCGUCCGACCUGCUGUGUUCCCAGCUGCUGCCAGCCUUGCUGCCGCCCGGCUUGCUGCCAAACCACUUGCUGCAGAACCACCUGCUGCCGCCCUACUUGCUGUGCAUCAUCUUGCUGCUGA